CACGGGGGAAAAUUUAGUGAGCGUGGAGGAAGAGUAAAAAGGAGUCUCGCGCAAAAAGACAAUGAGAAAGGAAUAAAAGAAGCAGGCCAAUCCCAGAGGAGUGGAAGACAGCUGACCUUUGUGGAUUUUAGAACUACAUACGCAAGACUUUUGGACUCAGUCGCAUCUACUGGUUACACGGUCAGCAUCAUGGCCAAACCUGAUCAACCCCCUGUGAGAAGUAAAGUCUGCAUUGGCAGCAUCAUCGGCACGGUCAUCCUGCUCCUGUCCAUCCCACCGUUGACGUCCCAAGCUCUGGAACCCAGGGAAAGUAGGACCGUCAAGGACAGCAGGGGCGAGGCACUCACCCGCGUGAAGAGGGGUUGGGUGUGGAACCAGUUCUUCGUCCUUGAAGAAUACACAGGCCUGGAGCCUCUCUACAUCGGAAAGCUCCACUCGGACAUGGACAGGGGCGACGGCUCCAUCAAGUACAUCCUGUCGGGCGAGGGUGCGGGGAUCAUGUUCACCAUCGACGACGUCACGGGAGACAUUCACGCCAUCCAGCGGUUGGACCGCGAAGUGAAGGCGCAGUACGUGCUGCGUGCCCAGGCGCUGCACCGGCAGACAGGACGCCCCCUUGAACCCGAGUCCGAGUUCAUCGUCAAGAUCCAGGACAUCAACGACAACGAGCCCAAGUUCCUAGACGGCCCGUAUCACGCCACCAUACCUGAGAUGUCUGAAAUAGGGACCUCAGUGAUCCAGCUGACAGCAACGGAUGCAGACGACCCCACCUAUGGGAACAGUGCACGGGUGGUCUACAGCAUCCUGCAGGGUCAACCGUACUUCUCUGUGGAGCCACAGACAGGCAUCAUUCGUGUCUCUCUCGCAGACAUGGACCGUGAGGUCAAGGAGAACUAUUCAGUUGUCAUCCAGGCCAAGGACAUGGGGGGCCAGCUGGGGGGGUUGGCUGGGACCACCACCGUCAACAUCACCCUGAGCGAUGUCAACGACAAUCCCCCCAAGUUCGCCCAGAGGCUGUACCAGAUGAGCGUUCCGGAAUCUGCGCCAGUGGGCUCCGCUGUUGGUCGGAUCAGGGCCAAAGACCGCGACACGGGGAUCAACGCUGAGAUGAACUACAGCAUCAUCGACGGGGACGGCCGGGACUCCUUCGACAUCAGCACAGACCCCACCAAUCAGUUCGGCAUCAUCACCAUCAAAAAGCGGCUAGAUUUCGAGAGCAAGCGCAGCUACACCCUGAAGAUCGAGGGCUCCAACACUCACCUGGACAAGCGUUUCGCAAAGCACGGCCCUUUCAGCGACACCACCAUCGUGCACGUCAGCGUGGAGGAUGUGGACGAGCCGCCCGUCUUCGACGCUCCUGCCUACUUUGUCGAGGUGGCCGAGGACGCCGAGGUCGGCACUGUGCUCAAGACCGCCUACGCGCGGGACCCUGACGUGGCCAACAACUCCAUCAGGUAUUCCAUCGAGAGGACCAGUGAUCCUGGGAAAUACUUCUACAUCGACAUCACGUCGGGGGCACUGAUGACUGUGAGGCCUCUGGAUCGGGAGGAAGUCCCCUGGCACAAUGUUACCGUGCUGGCCAUGGAGAUGAAUAAUCCUUCUCAAAUUGGGAGCGUGUCCGUCACGGUGAAGGUCCUGGACGUCAACGACAAUCCCCCUCAGCUGGCCCAGUACUAUGAGGCGUUCGUCUGUGAGAAUGCAAAGGCUGGGCAGCUGAUCCAGACAGUAACGGCUGUAGAUCCUGAUGACCCUCUUGGAGGUCAACACUUCUACUACAGCCUGGCCCCCGAGGCAGCCAACAAUCCCAACUUCACCCUCCGGGACAACCAAGACAACUCAGCCUGGGUGCUGACACGGCGCGGUGGCUUCUCGCAACGGGACCAGAGCAUUUACCGGCUGCCCAUCUUCAUCUCGGAUGGCGAGCAGCCAGUGCAGACCAGCACGGGAACGUUGACGGUGCGCGUGUGCAGCUGCGACGGCAGUGGCGGCGUGCUGUCCUGCGACGCCGAGGCCUAUACGCUUCCCACAGCUCUAAGUCGUGGCGCCCUCAUCGCCAUCCUGGCCUGUAUCUUUGUCCUCCUCGCUAUGAUCCUUCUGAUGCUGUCCCUCCGGAACCAGCGGAAGAAGCCCUAUCUGUGCGAUGAGGAGGAGAACGUCCAUGAAAACAUUGUGCGCUAUGAUGACGAGGGCGGUGGUGAGGAGGACACGGAAGCUUUCGAUAUUGCUGCCAUGUGGAAUCCCAGGGGAACUCACUUAGGAAGGUUCCGCCAAGACAUGUUACCAGAGAUUGAGAGUCUGUCGAGACAUGUCCCACAAGCUGCCGUGGCUGGGGCAGGGAUUGGUGGCGGCACCGGUGGUGUCCAUGGUUAUGUUCUGGCCAAGCUGCUGGAGGCUGACCACGACCCUGGCGCGCCACCCUACGACUCCCUCCAGACGUACGCCUAUGAGGGAGAGGGCUCGGUGGCAGAGUCGCUCAGCUCAUUGCAGUCGGCCACCUCCAAUGCUGACCACGACUAUGACUACCUCAGCGACUGGGGGCCCCGCUUCCGGAAACUGGCUGAGAUGUAUGGGGUACUGGAGACCAGCAACCCUCUCUGGUAGUCGUAACCCAAUGUGAUAACCCAGUCCGAUCCCCCUUGAAAAGUUUCUCCUUCUAACGUCUGACCAGCUCUUAAGUCUGUGUCUUCUUGGACAUACAGAUGUCGGUCAACUAUGAGCCUCUCUCGCUCCGGUGAAGACUUGGUUCAAAAGACAGGGCUUGAACUUGGAAUAAACAGAGAUCGAAACAGAGCACUGUUACGACACACUUGCCGAUGAGUGAAGAGGGAGCCUCUUGGGUUCAGAAGUCUUCUGUGUUGUCCAAUCUCAUCCCCAACCCCCAUGACCAUCAAUUUUCAUCAGCCUCCCAUGAAUGGAAACACAAGCAAAUGCCUCUAGAAUGGGAUUCCUUUCUGUCUGACCCACCCAGGACACUGUGAAAAUUAUUCCACUUUCUCAAGCGCUGGUGGCUUUUCACUCAUCAGUAUUUGUUUCUCCGUCAGAAUGACCUUGUUGGAAUUUCUGUCUGCAUUGUCCGUUACGUGUGAACAGAGGAGGAAUCUGAAUCCUUUCUGAAUUAGUGGACAUACCCGAGAAGGGUAUGUGACACAACAUCUGUCUCCUGCUGGUAGAAGACUGCCAUUAAUAGAAUGACCAAAAAUGUCUCAUCUGGCAGUUACAUCUAUUUAUUCCUGUGAGGUAUUUAUGUUUUAUAUAAAUUAUUGGCAAAGUCAAAAACUGGACGCAUACCCACAACUUUAGGUGGGGAAAAACAGCACUCAGACCUAAUGAUGUAAUGUGAUUAUUGUAAUGGUGUUCUAUAGGUAUUCGAUUUUUAUGUGUAUUUAAAUAAAUUCCCAGCCAUUCUAAUAUUUUUGGACAUUUGGGGAGUUCAA
Molecule: messenger RNA, 3434 nt
Organism: Scleropages formosus (Asian bonytongue)
Lineage: Eukaryota; Metazoa; Chordata; Actinopteri; Osteoglossiformes; Osteoglossidae
Product: cadherin-20-like
Exons: 12
Coding region: 190-2601 (803 amino acids)
Biological process (GO): multicellular organism development; cell-cell adhesion mediated by cadherin; cell-cell junction assembly
Cellular component (GO): plasma membrane; catenin complex; adherens junction
Molecular function (GO): calcium ion binding; cadherin binding; beta-catenin binding
Source: RefSeq, a predicted model, not a curated record